Messenger RNA from Anolis sagrei ordinatus, 3603 nucleotides. RefSeq names its product abhydrolase domain containing 10, depalmitoylase (gene ABHD10). The record is from RefSeq and is a predicted model, not a curated record. NCBI's taxonomy places the organism in Eukaryota, Metazoa, Chordata, Lepidosauria, Squamata, Anolidae. Gene Ontology annotation, cellular component: mitochondrion. Gene Ontology annotation, biological process: protein depalmitoylation. Gene Ontology annotation, molecular function: hydrolase activity, hydrolyzing O-glycosyl compounds; palmitoyl-(protein) hydrolase activity.
CGCAUGCUCAGUGGCUCACGGAGCGGCCAAGGAGAGGGGUGUGUUGCUGCGGGGUUCUGGCGGAUGGCGCUCUCUGGGGCCACGAGACUGCUGUGGCGGGAGAGGCUGCGCUGGGGGCCGGCCGUCUCUCGGCUGGGUUGCAGACAAAAAUCAUCUCCCAGUUUCCUUAACCGGACAGAUCUUCCAAAACUCGCCUAUCAUAAACUAAAAGGAAAGAACCCUGGAGUUGUCUUCCUCCCAGGCCUUUUUUCAAACAUGAAUGGUGAAAAAGCAAUUGCACUGGAAGACUACUGUAAAUCAGUUGGCCAUGCUUUUGUCAGGUUUGAUUACAGAGGUUGCGGAGGUUCAGAUGGCAGUACUAAAGAAAGUACAUUGGGAAAGUGGCGGAAGGAUGUUCUGUCCAUACUGGAUGAACUCACACAAGGGCCACAGAUUUUAGUUGGCUCCAGCCUGGGUGGAUGGCUGAUGCUUCAUGCUGCAAUUGCCCGUCCCGAAAAGGUAGCUGCAUUAGUUGGAGUAGCUGUAGCAGCAGACCAUUUAGUAGCAACUUUUCAGCAGCUUUCUGUAGAGGUCAAAAAAGAAAUAGAAGAAAAAGGUGAAUGGAGGAUGCCAACCAAGCACAACGAAGAGGGGUUUUACUCUGUGCCGUACGAACUCAUUCAAGAAGCAGAAAAUCACUGUGUUUUGAAUAGUCCGCUUCCCAUAAAGUGUCCUGUGCGACUCAUUCAUGGCCUGAAGGAUGAUGAUGUGCCAUGGCAGAUCUCCAUGAAAAUUGCUGAGUGUGUUGUUGGCGGAGAUGUGGAUGUUAUUCUCCGCAAAGGUGGUAGUCAUCGGAUGAAGGAGAAGGAGGACAUCAAGCUUAUUGUAUACACUGUGGAAGACUUGAUUGAGCAAUUGAGCACCUAGCAUCAGGAGCACAGGGUUGAAACGUUUCAGUCUGGAAGAAAAUCAGUUCAGAGCAUGACUCUUCAACUAGAGAGAUCUGGAGCUUUAAAAAUAUUUUCUUACCCUUUAAAAUUUGUUGGUAAAUACAGCUAUCUUCUUAAUGCUGCAUUUGCACAAAUACAAAAUGUGAAGGCAAGCUGCUGUUUAAUCCUUUAAUGCCCAAAACAAAUCACCAUUGACCUUUAUGCAAUAUGCAUCUUACCUUUUCAUACCCAGGUAUAUGUGUGCCAAUAAUUUCUGCCUUUUACCUUGUAAUACAAUGUGACUUUUCCAUCCCUUUUUUACACCUUUAAUAAAUAUGCAUAAUAAUACUUUUUCUGCUUCAGUUGUGAAAUGCAACCUAAAAGUCCCUAAAAUGUAUCCAAAUUACUCGUGCAUUAUUUCUCCUCCAAAUGAAGAUUUGCUGUGUGGGACAGAGGUUUUUUUUUUAGAGUGUUUCUUCAUGUUACUCCUUACAUGCCAGGCUUAUAUUUUGAUGAAGUGGUUCACUAAGGAAAGACAAAAACAAUUGCAUGACAUAACACAUCUGUGCAUUGAACAGAAUGAGUCCUUAUUCCCAAUGUGUUUAAGGGUUGUUCAAUGUAUUGCAGCAGAGAGAGAGAGCUCUUAUAGAUACCAAUGGGAAGGGGUAAAUUCCUUCCUUACCUAUGCUUCUUCCACUGCUUGAUUUUAAUUAGGAAAGAUGGUACAUAAUAUUUUUUCAGGGAAUAAUAUGACAUGACAUGCAUAUAUUUAGGCCCUUAGAGUCAAACUGUGUGAUGUUUUACAGAUGUCCUGUUGAAUGCAGCUUUUCAUUUGGAAUUACAUGUAGGAUAGUAUUAAGUCAUAAAUGUGCUUUACAUGGAAGCUAGUAAGAGAUCUUGUUAGAGACUACUACUCCUUUUUUUGUAAACUUUUACUAGUGCUUUGCCGGAGAACACAUUGAUGGAGUGGACUUCUCUAUAUUUCCUAAGCAUGAGAAAGUUGACAAACUUGUGACUGUAAAUACAUUUUAGCCAUUGGUUAAGGCCCUCAGUCUUUCCAAUGAACAAGCAUGGGUGAUAACACUUGUAAAUAUUUGGUUUGAUGUAAGUAAUGCUAGUUUAAACUGACAACGUUUUCAGUGAAAUACUGCUGUUCUGUCAAUAGUUUUGAAUAGGCAUUAUCACUAUGCCCAUGUAAAAAAAAGUAUUUCUCACAUACCUUACCAAAUUUUCUCUUAUAGGAUGUAUGUACUUUCCCUUGAGCAAAGGGGAAGCAGAUCUUGUGAUGCUAUUAUUCAGUUUUGCCAACAGCAAAAGGUUGCUUGCACACUGUCGACACUUUGAUGUGCAUUUCUUAAGAUGAAAUUAUUCAUAUUUCAAGCCAUAUAAUCAGAGUCACUUCAGCUGUGAAGAAAGGGUUAUCCACAUAUUACACCAUUAAAGGUCCAAGUGUAUGAUGAGUUUGCUGCAGUGAAACCUUCACUGACAAGAGAUUCCUAUUGUUAGUUGUUACAAGUAGAAUUGGCCAAGAAGAUGGCAUUUCUUUAAGGGAUAAGUUCUCUUUGCACAUCAAAGGCCAUUUCACUGGAUUCUGCAUGCAAUCAUUUCAAUUAUGUGUUCUAAAUUGCAUGCCACACUUCUAAUUUCAAAUCUGACUUCUAAAAAAUAUCUCAGUAGGUGCUAAUCCCACUAGGACUUUUCAUCUUUGGGUCUGGUGAUGUGCCUUAUGGAUUUUUAGCAUUUUGUAUUUCGUUUCUCUGAAGCAAAGCUUUCUUUUUUUGUGUGUCAGGAGCGACUUUAGAAACUGCCAAGUUGCUACUGGAGCAAAGCAAAAAGUUAUUUAAUAAGUUUGAGAAACAAGAUGAUGCAUGCCUUGAGAAUCCCUGAGCAAGAAGAACGUAGGCAUGAGUUUGUAUGACAGCAUAAUAUGGCGGUAUGAUUGUGAAAUCAGUCUAAUUGGUUUCUGAUGAGUUUGUAAACACCACAGUACAAAAAUGUCAGAUGCUGUCUUAAUGAUGUUUUUCAAUAUGUCAGGGAUGUGUUGUGUUAAUGGGAAUGGGAAAUCCUAUAUCUCAGACCUCCUCUCCUAUGCUGUAAAAAGAGAAGGCUCAUCAUAGUUUACUCUUCUAUUAUGCACUUUUAAGAAAGGAAGGUCUGUCUGUUUGUAGCUUUAAAAUCACUUGCAUGUUGACACCAAAAAGAUCAUUACUCCAAUUAUGCUUCAUAGUUACCGUAGUUUCAGAUCUUAAUCUCCCGAUUCCCCAACUCUUUGUAUUUCAUGUGUAUUUCAUGUGUAAAAUAUGAAAAUAGAAUAUUGUAGUAUAUAGAAAGUCAAUAAGAUGAAAUUUUUUCAAAUAUACAUCAAUACUGUGCUAAAAUGUGUCUUAAGGAGUUUGACUCCUCUGCAUGUGCUUUGAAAGGAGUAAAAUUACUAUGCACAAAAUGAUGAUGAAGUAUAAUAAAUGACAGACUUUUUAUGUAUUGUCAAAGGCUUCCAUGGAUGGAAUCACUGGGUUGUUGUAGGUUUUUCGGACUGUAUGGCCAUGUUCUAGAAGCAUUCUCUCCUGACAUUUCGCCUGCAUCUGUGGCAGGCAUCCUCAGAGGUUGUGAGGUCUUGUUUUAAUUUUCCCAUCACUGUAAUAUUAUGCAGGUGCUCAGUAGCUUUAACAAUAAACAGAUCUUACAUAUUCUCUAA